CGGCGCGUUGCCCCCUGCCAGACAGCACGGCCAACGCCACCCCACCAGUCCAACAGCAGGCGGUGGCCGAGGAGGAGGGAAUAGCCGAAUAGGGAUUUUUGAGGUUUUCGGCGGCAGAAAUACGAGCGAAAACUCAAAACAGGCGCGCGACUGAAGAGAGAGCGCUAGCUGGAAGAGACGGGCGAGCCGAUCUGGCGUGGCAGCCGUUCCCUGCCCCGUCCCCGCAUAAAUCCCAACAAGGACGCUGGCGCUGCGUGUAUCUCCCUCGCAAGAGACAAAAAAAAAUAUCACACACACGGCGCGGCGGUCAUAGUGCGGCUGAUUCGGAUCGGGCACUAGCUACAUGACCACCCUCCUCGCCAAUAGGAUCACUACGCUCGUGCGCGCCCCUCCUCCUCCCAUGGCCGCCGCCGCCGUCGCGGGAGCGCGGAGGCCAUUGCACCGGACCUUGGCGCACCCGCCACCGCCCGAGGAGGACGAGCAUCAGCAGCAGCGCGCGUGCCGCAGCAGGGGAUCCUCGUCCUCCUGCUCGGCUUCCUCGUCAUCGACGCCCGCCCGGCCCCGGGGCACGGGGAUGGUGGUGAUCGUCGGCGCCACGGGCACCGGGAAGACCAAGCUGUCCAUCGACGCCGCGGAGGCGGUCGGCGGGGAGGUGGUGAACGCGGAUAAGAUCCAGCUCUACGCCGGGCUGGACGUGACCACGAACAAGGUGGCCCCCGCGGACCGCCGCGGCGUGCCGCACCACCUCCUCGGCGCCAUCCGCCCCGAGGCCGGCGAGCUCCCGCCCUCCACGUUCCGCUCCCUCGCCGCCGCCACGGCCGCCUCGAUCGCCGCGCGCGGCCGCCUGCCGGUCGUCGCGGGCGGCUCCAACUCCCUCAUCCACGCGCUCCUCGCCGACCGCCUCGACGCCGGCGCCGCCGACCCCUUCUCCGCUCCACCGCAGCCGGCGCCGCCGCGGUGGGGCCGCCGGCCCGCGCUCCGAUCCCCGUGCUGUCUCCUCUGGGUCCACGUCGACGCCGCGCUCCUCGCGGAGUACCUGGACCGGCGCGUGGACGACAUGGUGCGCGGCGGCAUGGUGGAGGAGCUGCGGGAGUACUUCGCCGCGACCACCGCCGCCGAGCGCGCCGCGCACGCCGCGGGGCUGGGCAGGGCCAUCGGCGUGCCCGAGCUGGGCGCCUGCUUCGCGGGGCGCGCCAGCUUCCGCGCCGCGAUCGACGACAUCAAGGCCAACACGCGGGACCUGGCGGCCGCGCAGGUGCGCAAGAUCCGACGCAUGGCCGAUGCCUGGGGCUGGCCCAUCCAGCGGCUCGACGCGUCGGCCACAGUCCGCGCGCGCCUCCGCGGCGCGGGGCCCGACGCGGAGUCGGCGUGCUGGGAGCGCGACGUGCGCGCGCCCGGGCUCGCCGCCAUCCGGAGCUUCCUUCUAGAGCUGGACGGCGGCAGCGUCGUCGACGGCGCUGUGGUGGAGGAGGUGGAGCCGCGGGUGCGAUGCUGCGACGUGGUGGGGUGAGCGAGCUCGGUCCUCAGCUGCUGUCACUUUCCGGGCGGAGUUAUUCGCGAUAUACGCCGCGAAAAGGCUGCGGGGGGCUUUUGGACUCGAGGGUUUAGGCCGCCGAUUUUGCAGGGUCCCGGCGGCCGCUGACCGGUGGGGUCCGGCGAAGGGCACAGCGAGUGAGUGAGUGACACAGGGACAUGAGAAUGAGAGAAGGAGACAGAGGGAGAAAAGAAAAUGCUUCAUGUUUAGUGUUUACUACAAAUCAUUACUAUUAGUUACCAUUAGUGUAGGCAGAGAUAAGCAUUGAUGAAGGGAGAGGGAGGAGACUGUGAAUUCGAGGGGUAUCUUUUCUUCUUUUUGCUUUUGGUUCGUCCGUUCCCUAACUGCACCACUGUAUGUACGUACUACUAAUCCACCACUACUAGACAGUUCAAAUUUUGAAAUACACUUAUGCAGUACAGCUGAGCCUGCUUCCAUUU
Zea mays is the source of this 1974-nucleotide messenger RNA. Its product is annotated as adenylate isopentenyltransferase. Gene Ontology annotation, biological process: cytokinin biosynthetic process; tRNA modification. NCBI's taxonomy places the organism in Eukaryota, Viridiplantae, Streptophyta, Magnoliopsida, Poales, Poaceae. Gene Ontology annotation, molecular function: tRNA dimethylallyltransferase activity. The record is from RefSeq and is a predicted model, not a curated record. The transcript has a single exon. Bases 344 to 1510 code for a protein of 388 amino acids. Gene Ontology annotation, cellular component: mitochondrion.